AGUGGUCAACAAGAUGGCAACGCGGCAGCCGAGCUCCAUUCAACCGCGGCCGAACAUCUUGGUGUUUUUCUCUUCAGCUGACCUCGUGCUUUUGUUAGUUUUGCUUGUAAACCCCGUUUGGAAAAGUGGGUGGGUAGGUGGGACUCUGUUAACAGAUGUGCGUGGAUUAUAAAGUCAAAGCAUAAUGCGUAUACUGUACUGUAUGGAAAAGGUAGCUAGGCUUUUACCCCCGGGAAAAGGACUUACGGAGCAAUAGUUUCUUGCAGGGCAACCAAUCGCCUGGGAUCUUUUCUCCACACAUUGGUUUGUUCUUGUGGUCCCAUGGUGAUCAGACUUUAGUGUGGUUAAACGAAAUGAAGGGAAUGGAAUGGUCACUGGAAUCUUAUUGUGUUCUAAAAGAUUACAAUACAGUGUACUUAAUAUUGUAGUUACGAACGUCCCCUUUUGCCUACUCUCUUUUUACUAUGAUUUUGACGUAACUCCAUUCUUACUGCUCCAGGAGUGUAUUCUAGCCAGUGAUGAUCAUUCUGAAGUUUGUUGAUCAUCUGGCUGCAUCUCUUGUUUUUUCACAUAUUGGCAUGCGCAUGCAAAAAAGUUAGGCGUCACAUAGCUUGGUUGUAUCUUGCAGUAACCUCAAGUUGCCUCCAACUGUUGCUUAGGCAAGGGCAAUUUUGUCCCUUUCCUCUUACUUUGUCUGACUUUCCCCCCCAGAUCAGUAGCUUGUUUUCUAGAUAAUGAAAAUAUGGGAUUAUUUGGAAGCUUAUUUAUAUUGCAGUGCACUUAUAGAAUACUAUGUAAUACCCCGGUCCAUUUGCUCCCUUUUCAGAAACAAACUUGGCAUUGAGUAUACAGCAUUUUCUGGCUGCCAGUUAUUUUAGCUGCCUAAGUGAAAUUUCUAAUGUGGACACAUAUUGUUGGCUGAAUCUGGAACUAUUUCAUCAGUCCUAAGUUGUAGGACACAGCUACUUGAGAACAUGAGAGCCAUUGUGGAAUCUCUUUUGAAAAUUUGGUUUCUGUAUGCAGAAUUCAAUUUUGCUUGACUUCAAAUUCCCAGACUGCCAUUCCCUAACAUCUCCAUUUUUAUGCUGCUGCCUCUUUUCCAGGGAGCUGUAAAGAGGCAAGCCUUGUAUGCCUGCAGUACGUGCACGCCGCCAGGAGAAGAACCAGCAGGGAUCUGUUUAGCAUGCAGUUAUGAAUGUCAUGGCACCCACAAGUUAUUUGAGCUGUAUACAAAAAGAAACUUCCGCUGUGAUUGUGGAAACAGCAAAUUCAAAAAUCUGCAAUGCAAACUACUUCCAGAGAAGGCAAUGGUGAAUCCAGCAAAUAAAUAUAACGAUAACUUCUUUGGAUUAUAUUGCGUUUGUAAAAGACCUUACCCAGAUCCUGAUGAUGAGAUUCCAGAUGAAAUGAUCCAGUGCAUAGUUUGUGAAGACUGGUUUCAUGGAAGGCAUCUUGGUGCAAUCCCGCCAGAAAGUGGGGACUUUCACGAAAUGGUGUGUCAGGCUUGCAUGGAUCGCUGCCCUUUCCUAUGGGCAUAUGCCUCACAGAUAGCAGUUCACACUGUGACCAAAGUUACUCCUGCAGCUGAAGAUCAAGUUGUGCUGAAUGUUGAAGAAACUGAAGAAAUAAAAAAAGAAAAUGGUAUAGAUAAUCAAAUAAAGACCGAAGAAGAAAAAGCAGCACACAAUAAUGAACCAUCCACCAGCUCUGCCUCUGAAUGUUCUGAGACAGUUAAGAAUGAAGAAUCUACCUGCAGAUUCCAAGAACUUAAAGCCAAGCAGUAUGUACAGAAGAAUAGGGCCACCUUUUGGCCACACAACUGGCGAAGUAAAUUGUGCACCUGCAAAGAAUGUGUGAAAAUGUAUUGUGACCUGGAAGUCCCAUUUCUAACAGAGGAAUGUGAUACAGUCUUAGCCUAUGAGAAUAAAGGGACAAGUGACCAGGAAGCAGACAGAAGAGAUCCUCUAAUGGACACACUUAGCAGCAUGAAUAGAGUCCAGCAGGUGGAGCUAAUCAGUGAAUACAAUGACUUGAAAACAGAACUGACAGACUAUUUGAGAAGAUUUGCGAAUGACGGAACAGUUGUUAAGAGAGAAGACAUUCAGCAGUUUUUUGAAGAAUUUCAGUCUCGGAAGAGGAGGAGAACAGAUCGGAUGCAGUACUACUGUAGCUAGACUGGCCUGGAAAUCGAAGGACAAGUUUUUUGCUACCCUUUUUCAUUCUUCCUUCCCUUCUGAUUUAAUUCGACUACCUGUUCAUCUUGGCUUUUGUCCUAUAAGGCAAUGCUUGCUGCUUUACAGCUUAAACAUGUGCUCUAAUUUCAUGGCAGCUGUGCUGAAAAUUAACAAGAUCAUGGUUUCAUAAAAAUGCCAAUUAGUUUGCGUUGAAUGAAUUGGGGAUGGGGUUAGUGUCCAAAGGUAUAUACUUAGAUGAAGAUUAACAAGCAUGCUAAACAGCUGUCAUUGAUGAAUGAUUCUUCAUUUGGUUAAAAGAAAAACCUAGAUCACUGACUGAAGUUUACAGAACAAUGUUUAUAAUCAGGUACCCCUUUUUCAUGCAGAUCUGUUUUUAAAAUAAGAAUUCAUACCUGUUCAAUUUAAGUACACCCUCUUAUUAAUUUCUAGUACAAAUCAUGUUAAGAGAGUGAAUACAGGAUCAGAAUGUGAAUUAAUGAAUCUCUCAUUGAAUGAAGUACAAAUUCUAGCUAAUGAUAUGAACAGAAGGACACAUGCAUAUUCUAGUUAAUAUUUCCUUGAUAACUCCUACUGUAUAGCAGCUUUUUACAAUGAAAUUACUGUAAAUGCUAAUUUCCUGCCCUCACAGAAUGUAAAUACAUUGGUUGCUGCAGGAUGCUAGUAGGUUAUCAUUUUACUUCUUAGACUGUAAGGAAUCUCUGGUUUGGAAGCUUAUAUAAUGUAAUUGUUCUAGUUUGUAUAUGUUUCAGAGGGGUAGCCUACAAAGGUAUUUAACCACCUGUAAAAUAAUGAACUUGUGAUCUUUUUGUAAUAAUUUUAGAUAAUAAAACCAAGUCAAGCAUAUUGUAAAUAAUGUUAAAACCAACAUUCAGAAGCAGUUUUCUUACUAGUGCUCAACUUAAUUAUUCAAGCAAAUCUUAAAUGUGUGUAUUAUUCACAACCCUUAAAGUGAUGUCUUCUUCAGCCACCAUUUGGCUUUUUAAUCUCAAUAAAGCAGUUGGUUGUCAUUA
Messenger RNA from Zootoca vivipara (common lizard), 3205 nucleotides. NCBI's taxonomy places the organism in Eukaryota, Metazoa, Chordata, Lepidosauria, Squamata, Lacertidae. The record is from RefSeq and is a predicted model, not a curated record.